AUGCCCCGUGCCUUCCUGGUCAGGAGUCAGCGUCCACAGCCACCCAACUGGGGCCACCUGCCUGACCAGCUCCGGGGACAUGCCUAUGUCCCAGGUGGGCCCCUCACUGGGCCUAGAGGUGAGGGGCAGGAGACACAAAGCAUCACCAUCUGGCUUCUCUCCUCAGACUGCAGCAGCCUGGGGGGGCCACUGGCACACCAGUCUUCUGGCCUCCGGGACUCUUGGGCAGCGCCCUCCCAGGGCACACUGACUGCCACUCCUAGGGGCCCUGGGAUGCUUGGCUGCCCCCUCUGCCCCAGCUUCCCGUUGCAGCGCAUGCUGACCCGGCACCUCAAGUGCCACAGCCCUGCCCACCACCACGUGUGCCACUGCUGUGGCAAGGGCUUUCACGACGCCUUUGACCUCAAGCGGCACAUGAGGACUCACACGGGGAUCUGGCCAUUCCUCUGCGGAGCUUGCGGGAAAGCAUUCACGCAGCGCUGCUCACUUGAAGUGCAUCCUGCCAAGGCACAUGGAUAGCUGGCCAGCUACGCUUAUCGUGAGCGCUGUGAGAAGUUACAUGUGUGUGAGGACUGCGGCUUCACCAGCUCGAGGCCUGACACCUACGCGCAGCACCGCACCCUGCACCACGCUGCUUGA
Molecule: messenger RNA, 639 nt
Organism: Lipotes vexillifer (Yangtze River dolphin)
Lineage: Eukaryota; Metazoa; Chordata; Mammalia; Artiodactyla; Lipotidae
Gene: OVOL3
Product: ovo like zinc finger 3
Biological process (GO): epidermal cell differentiation; regulation of transcription by RNA polymerase II
Cellular component (GO): nucleus
Molecular function (GO): RNA polymerase II cis-regulatory region sequence-specific DNA binding; DNA-binding transcription factor activity, RNA polymerase II-specific
Source: RefSeq, a predicted model, not a curated record